UUUCAGAUCUCUAGUAGCUUCGAUAUUCAUGUAAAUCUUAGUGCGAAAGGAUACCGUUCAUUAAUAUACAGCGGAGAUCAUGAUGCAAUUGUUCCUUUCAUAUCGACGCAAGCAUGGAUUAGGGCUCUAAACUACUCCAUUGUGGAAGAUUGGAGGCCAUGGCUUAUAGAAGGACAAGUUGCAGGAUAAACAAGGACUUACUCGAAUCAAAUGACUUUUGCAACUGUGAAGGGUUCAGGACAUAUAGUUUCUGAGUACACGCCUGAGGAAGGUUUUGCCAUGUUCACAAGGUGGAUAGCUAAUUUACCAUUGUAACUCAACAAAUAUAUAUGUUAGCAGAAACAAGGUUAUCAAUGUUAUGCUCAUUUCUCUAUCGUAUUUUUUGAAUUAUCAAUGUUUAAAGAUUCUGUAUAAUAAAUGAGCAAUGUG
Cajanus cajan (pigeon pea) is the source of this 429-nucleotide messenger RNA. Lineage: Eukaryota; Viridiplantae; Streptophyta; Magnoliopsida; Fabales; Fabaceae. The record is from RefSeq and is a predicted model, not a curated record.